AUGACUAACCAACGCCAACUGGGCAAAUCGUGCUUAUUUCGUUUCGAAAAUACGACGUACAGUAUCCCUAGUACUCUCAUCACCAAAACUGGAAACCUUGGUUUACUCUUCAAACACAAGGAUGAGUGCAAGAUGAAAGAUGUUGACGAGUCGACUGGUCGCGUCUUUGUGGACUACAUAAUGUUACAGACCUAUGAAGUUGACUACGAGACCGCAGAGCAAGAUCAGGACAUGGCUUUGAGAGAGUACAAGAUUGCACUCACGCUCUGUGCUAUCGGAUGCCGAUAUGAAAUCAGUGGUCUCGGUUUCCUAGCCAAAGAACAUGCCGUCAAAUUGGCUGAGCUUAUCAUCAACCCUGCCUCCGUACUAGUGGCGAUAGUUGAUGCUCCCUUGGCGUUGAAGCAUAUUCCUGGCAUUAUCCACCUGAUCGACGAAUACACAAAGAUAGUCCUGCAGAGGGCGACUAGGCGAGUGGCGACAGACUUUCUCUUGCGCAUGGAUCCUCCAGACACAAUGGGUUGGCUGUGGCUGAUGCUCCAGGUCAUGCAGAAAGCCGAGGGGCCGGCUCUAGAACGAGGCUGGGAUAUGGUCGCACAGACACUUCCAACUCGCGUGCCGGGAUUGAUAGAAUAUAUGCAGCUUCGCGAAGAAUAUUUACAAGAAAGGGAGCAAACGUAUCUUGGAGAUGAUGCCCCCUUGGAGGAUGACGUCGGGGAUGACGACGAGGUGCACUUUCAGCCUCUGUUCAAUCACUUCAUUCCAAGUGCCAAGAUCAAGUGCGGAAAAGUCAUGCGCGCCAUGGUCGGAAGCAUCAACAGUAGCCAGAAGUUCGCUACCCGAAACAAGGAGAGGCCAGCCAAGAGGAGCAGGUGCAUUUUUAUUAUCCGUUUUAUUUCACCAGAUCAUUCUGAAGAUGAUAGAGGCAUACAAGCCUCCUCCAAGCAUGGAUUUCAGCAUCUAAGUUCCGGCGACAGUACAUACAGCUGGAACUGCUUCCGUCUCUCCUCACAUUUGGGAGUGAGACAAGGGAUGUAG
Molecule: messenger RNA, 1035 nt
Organism: Fusarium proliferatum ET1
Lineage: Eukaryota; Fungi; Ascomycota; Sordariomycetes; Hypocreales; Nectriaceae
Exons: 1
Coding region: 1-1035 (344 amino acids)
Source: RefSeq, a predicted model, not a curated record